Molecule: messenger RNA, 624 nt
Organism: Cynara cardunculus var. scolymus (artichoke)
Lineage: Eukaryota; Viridiplantae; Streptophyta; Magnoliopsida; Asterales; Asteraceae
Product: heavy metal-associated isoprenylated plant protein 39-like
Exons: 3
Coding region: 60-494 (144 amino acids)
Molecular function (GO): metal ion binding
Source: RefSeq, a predicted model, not a curated record
UCAUCUUUCCAAGUUCUUCAAUCUGUUUAAACCACAAUAAUCAUUUUCAUCAUAUUCACAUGGCUCAGAAGGUGGUGUUGAAAGUUGUUAGCAUGACUGAUGACAAAACCAAGCAAAAAGCCAUUGAAGCUGCUGCUCAUAUUCAUGGAGUGGAUUCGAUAGGUGCAAAUCUUGAAGAUCAGCAGGUGACGGUGGUGGGAGAGAUGGACGCGGUGGCGGUCGUCAAGAAGCUAAAGAAAGUUGCAGGGAUGGUGGAAAUCAUAUCAAUUGGCCCUGCUGCUGAUCAAGAACCUCCACCUCCACCUCCACCUGAUCAGAAAAAGAAGAAGAAGAAGAAGACGACGACGAAAAAGAAGAAGAAGAAACAAGAAGAUAAUAAAGGUGAAGGCAAAGAAGAAAAGAACAAAAAUGGUGGAGAAUUAACGGGGUAUUAUCCAUCACCUUCUUUGUAUUCAUCCCGAAUGCAUGGCCACAUCGAAGGCUUUGUGAAUUAAACAUUGGUUCGACCUGAUGCGAAGGUGUAGUAGACUUGUGGUAUCCGAUAAUCGUAUUUUCCUGAAAGUCAGUGGUUCAAGUCUUGUUACAGAUGAAAACUUAGGGGCCGUUUAUCCAAAUGCUUACUCG